CAAAGGAGAGAGUUGAAAAGAUCGUAGAUCGUAAUUAAUGUGGUGGAUGCGUAUUAUUAGAGAGUAGAUCGACACUAUAUCACUAUGUACACUGUUAUUUGUUAUUUAAACUCGUUCUAGAAACUAAAAAGUCAUGUACAAUCACCCAGCGAAAACCGAACGACGAACAAGUUGUCAAGUUUCGCGAUGCGUUAAAGUUAAAGUCGAAUCGAAUUGAUCGAAAGGGGGGGGGGGGGGGAGGAAGAAAAGAAAGAAAAAAAAACGUUGCUAAUGUCGUUGCUGGCCCUUUGGCCACGGCCUUUUUCUUUCUGUCGGUCUCAGGUAUUCGGUAACAUCGCGCUGGAUGCUGAUUCUUCUAUUACCAAGCACAACAAUUUCCAAAGCUUCAUUCAAGGUCUGAUGUUGCUUUUUCGGUGUGCGACUGGCGAGGCAUGGCCGAACAUCAUGCUGUCCUGCGUGAAAGGUCGUCCGUGUGACGCGAAGGCCGGCAAGCAAGAAUUUGGUGGCUGUGGCUCGAACAUCGCGUACGCCUACUUCGUCUCGUUCAUCUUCUUCUGUUCGUUCUUAAUGCUGAAUCUGUUCGUCGCCGUCAUCAUGGACAAUUUUGAUUAUCUGACGAGAGACUCGUCGAUCUUGGGCGCUCAUCACUUAGACGAGUUCGUUCGGAUCUGGGCCGAGUACGAUCCAAACGCAACGGGCAAAAUCCAUUACACCGAGAUGUACGACAUGCUCAAGAACAUGGAUCCGCCGUUGGGGUUUGGUAAUAAAUGUCCGAACAGGCUUGCCUAUAAGAAACUUAUCAGGAUGAACAUGCCAGUGGACGUGGACCUGAAGGUGAACUUCACUACCACGUUGUUCGCCCUCAUUCGCGAGAAUCUUAAUAUUAAAGUGAGAAGAGCCUCUGAGAGAAUCCAAGCGAACGAAGAACUGAGGGAUACGAUCAGAAGCAUUUGGCCUCUGCAGGCAAAAAAGAUGUUGGACCUUUUGAUACCUAGGAACGAAGAAUUAGGCAGAGGUAAGAUGACCGUUGGUAAGAUAUACGUCUGCCUUCUGAUACUUGAAAGUUGGAGGACGACUAGGUUUGGUCAGAUAGAAUCGACCGGACAGAACGAUAACGAUCUUAUCGAUAACGAUAAUGCUGGGCAAAGUCCUGCAGCCCAGGCGCAAUCGGCCUUCCUCAACUGCAUACUGGAUGUGACGGCGGUAAAUCAUACCGGAAAUAAUCACGCAGCCGGAAGUAGGGCGAACAGCCUCGAGCACGUGGUACGGCCACCGUCGGAAACGAAGCUCGAUCAGCGCAAGGAGCACAUGGAGGAAGACGACGAGCAUAGACGUCAACGUAGCAUCAGAAAUAAAAAGGUGAACUGGAAGAUGUCCCACCAGUACGAUAUACUAGGCAGCAGCGGAGAGAGUAGCCAGGGAGGGGGUGGGUCUGGGGUUGUACCCGUAGUUAAUGAUGAGGAUCGCGCCCCCGAGCUAGAGCCAUUGCUGGCUGAGGUGCCCUCCCAGCAGGAUCAAAACUACUACUACCACCAUCACCAUCACGACCAAUACUACGAUACCGACAAUGAUCUAUACUAUGACCAUCACCACCACCACCACCACCAUCACCAUCACCAUCAUCAUCAUGCUCACCGACCACCCUCGUACUAUCAACACCAGAAUACCUACGCACCUCGCUCCUCGAUCCGUUACCACAAGAUGGAACUUCAGGACGUCGUAGUUAGCGACUCGCGUGCCGGUAGUCUCGAGAGUCUUACCCACGCCGCCAAAAGACUUCACGCACCCGUACAACCAGCUAGACACCCAUCGCAUUCACCGACUUUAAGCAGGAGACACUCGCCAGGACGACCUGGAUACGAUCAUCACGGUCAUUACUACCACGAAGGACCAGGGUUUAGCGACACGGUUAGCAACGUCGUCGAGAUUCAGAGACACACGCAUCAUCCCCAUCCGUCACAGUACAAUCAUCGGCACAGAAUGCGAGACUAUUACGACCACUGCGACUAUUACGACGAUGGUCCGUGGAGCGCUUCGACCAGCCCGGCGAGAACACCGAGCCCUAUUCACCACAUCGAUCGAGGCCGGCAUUACGGGACGACCAGUUUGGAGCAACGAUCGAGAAGCCCGAGUCCGAUCGGUGGUCGCCAGCCUGCCCAUUCGCAUCAACACUAUCAUCGGCAUCAUCCCCAUCAGCACAGUUAUCCGGUGUUGGUAACCAGACGGGGACGUGGUCGUCGGCUGCCGCCAACGCCGAACAAACCUUCGACCUUGCAGCUGAAACCGGCGAACAUCAAUUUCCCCAAGUUGAACGCUUCGCCGACGCAUGGAUCGCACAUGCACGUGCCGAUACCGGCUGGGAUGCAGCAUCCGCCGCCAGGGCAGCAUCUGCCAUCGAUACAAUCGAGCCACUGUCCGUUGAGCUUCGAGCAGGCGGUGGCGAUAGGCCGCGGUGGCCGUUUGUUGCCCAGUCCUGUACCCAACGGCUACAAGCCGCAGCCACAAGCUAAGCAGAGAACACCCAGAUCGAGACACUCUGAUAGCGACGAAGACGACUGGUGCUAGCCAAAGUGGGACCCUGGACGGUGGUCCGGUGACGUGGACGCCCCCAGGCGUCUUAGGGUUUGCGCGUGAAUCUUCCAUAUUGGGAGGCGCAUUAAUUUAACCACGAACGCGGGAGCGAUGUGGUUAAAUCGAUCAACUGGCUUGGAACUUGGGAGCUACGUCGGAGUUGAUGUCCACGUCCCGCAAGUCGGAGUACAAGACAGGUGUACACGAUCGGAAACGAGGAAGAGAAGCUGCAGUGCAAUAUCGUGCAGUGUCGUCACUGUGGAGAAGGAACAGAAGAAGACGAGGAGGCUGAGUGAGACGUUGAAGGGAAACGAAUGCAAUGGAAUGCUCGGCUGGUUCGAGGGAAGGCUUGAUCGAACUUGAUUGAAUCGUAUUUCUCGAUCGGUGCAUGAAACAGGACAAGCAAAGGAUUCCAUAGGGGAAUGAACGCGAUUGAAGGAAGGCAACAUCGGAUGAUCGUUACAGGGACAACAAAGCAAACGUACUAAAAUAUAAUACUAAAAAAUGUGCAGUCGUCACGGUGAUCACCAUCGAACAGACUGUCUGUCGUGUGCCACGAAACGACGAUCGUCGAUUUAAACGCGUAAAACGAGCAAAGCUGAAUGAAGAUAGAAGAAAGGGGGAAAAGGGGGAAAGGAACAUUCACCAACUUUACUGCCGGUUGCGUAGUAAUUUUGCGAUAAAGUUCAAGUGUCGUUGGAGGUUACACUACUUGGGAACUUUCUGAAAUUUUCUUUCGUUUCUCGAACUUGAAAACUUCCUUCGCUGUGCUUUUUAAUCGACGGGCCGUGCCGAGGAGGAUCCUCUUUUUAUACGAUGAAUUAUACCACGAGGGAAACGCUCUCGGAUGGUUCGAGCACGUUCGCUUCGGAUCCCUCUCUGCGCGAAUCUAUCAAGUUUUUCAACGGCUGUAUCAAAUUGCGAUUUACGCGACGUCCUCUCACCGACUUGGAUGUAGCAAGGUUCCACAUGUCUCCGUGUCUGGAGGAACUGGUCGGCGACGCGGGUACGUCAUCCACGUUUGCCAACGAAAUCUUCUCUUUUUGAUUUCUCUAUAAGCUGCGCCCAACUCGAACGACUCGUUAAGAAGGUUCUCGAUGCGAACCAAGAGAAAACUGAUUAACGAAAACGAAUUUCCUUUGACGAGUAAAGAGUUUUCAUACGUGCGAAAGAAUUGAAUGAGAUGUAGUUGUAUAAACGUAGGAAAAUGGCACCGUUCGAUACGUUCGAUGCGAACCAUGAAACACGAGUUUCUUCUAACUUCACUGUUUGCACGGAAUUCGUUCGAUCUCGCUCAGAAUAUCUUCCGUAGUAGCGUUCAAUUUAUCGAACGAGUAGACAAACAUCUUGAUCGAAUUUAUUCAAGUUUCUUAGAAAUCUGUUCUAUCGUUAACGAAACCGUGCAAAAGGAAAACAAAAAAAAAAAAAAGAAAAAAAAAAGAAAUAUCGAAGAAGCGGAUGAGAAAUGCAACAAGAACCGCGGCUAUAAAUAUCCGAUUUUCUCGUACGUUUACAAAUUGGUAGCCGCAGUUUUUGUGUCGACACAACGUUCUCCCUUUAUUUUACUUUUGCGAAUAUUCACGACCAGCCAACAACGUUGCGUAAAUAAAUUACGAAGAAUGUUCACCCUAUAAAAAUUGUAUCGAAAAUGUGUCAGAAGAAGAGAAAUAUCGUUGCGAAAUUAUUCAAAUAAUCAGCUGCUCUGCAGAUAGAGGAGCAGCUUUAUAUCGGGAUAUAUAUAAUAGAUUUAUAUAUAUAAACCUAUAUACACAUAGGUUUAUAAAGUUUAUAAAGUUAUAUGUAUAACCAUAUAUGUAUGUAUGUGUAUAUAUAUAACCUUAUAAACCUUUAUAUAUAUAUAAUAUAAACCUUUAUAUUAUAUAUAUAUAAAAUCUUUAAAAAAAAAAGAUACUCGAAGGUAAACAUGCUAAAAGAUACAUCGAAUUAAAUAUGUAGGAAUUUUUACUAAAUCAUCUCGACAUCGCUUCGACUCUCUUCUAUCGUAAGAAACAUUCACGGUUCGCGACAACUGGCUGCUUUGUCGCGAUCACGAUAAUCGAUCCUCCGUUAAAACGCAUAAACGGAGAGACGCAUGGUAUGUAUCACGUUGAACGCAUACACGGACGAACGAACGAAGGACCAACAAAUGAGAUUUUUCUCCGAGAAGAAAAUGAAAAGGAACGAGCAACGUCGAAACGAACGGUGUCGCGGUGUCGUUGUUCCGUAUUCUCGCAGCUUGUGCCAAUAAAAAAAUUCAAUGAAACGAAGGAAAAAAAGCAAGGACCAUGUAUCACGAUCAUUCGUUAGAAAAGGAAUGAAAUAGAAAUGAACGAAGAAGAAAACAAUAGAAAACAACAGAGCGAAAUAGAGGGAAAUAUGUUCACGUUCUUCUCAGAAAAAGAACAAACAAAGAAACG
Frieseomelitta varia is the source of this 4988-nucleotide messenger RNA. Its product is annotated as voltage-dependent calcium channel type A subunit alpha-1-like. NCBI's taxonomy places the organism in Eukaryota, Metazoa, Arthropoda, Insecta, Hymenoptera, Apidae. Gene Ontology annotation, molecular function: calcium ion binding; high voltage-gated calcium channel activity. Bases 271 to 2565 code for a protein of 764 amino acids. The transcript has 12 exons. The record is from RefSeq and is a predicted model, not a curated record. Gene Ontology annotation, cellular component: membrane; voltage-gated calcium channel complex. Gene Ontology annotation, biological process: calcium ion import across plasma membrane; chemical synaptic transmission.